Messenger RNA from Colletotrichum gloeosporioides, 942 nucleotides. RefSeq lists its product as uncharacterized. The transcript has a single exon. The record is from RefSeq and is a predicted model, not a curated record. The coding region runs from base 1 to 942 and encodes 313 amino acids. NCBI's taxonomy places the organism in Eukaryota, Fungi, Ascomycota, Sordariomycetes, Glomerellales, Glomerellaceae.
AUGCUGCCUGUUAGGCUUGCACCCGAAGCUGAGCCUGUACCGUCCCCUGGCGAGGACUACGCCUACUCGCAUGAAACUGCGGUGGCAGCCAUCAAGUCCUACUAUGAGUUUAUAGACAGGAUGCAUCCCAACGAAACUGCCUUGGAAUACCCACCGGCCAAUGGCUGGCCUCAGAUCACUCAGGAAUCUUUUGCAAGCUUAGGGAAAACUCACGAUGUUAUCGAACUGCUGCGCCAUAUCCCCUACUUUGCCGACGAUGAGAUCGAAAUCUUGGCUUCCACAAAACCACGGAACUUCAUCGACCCUCAGCUCUGCGAAAUGAUUCAUGAGGCAAGCGAGAGGCUUCGUUCCAAGUUGGCGCUUGAGGAAACAGGAAAUCAGAGCAAGAUCCGGGAAAAUAUUACAAAGGACGAAGAUGGAUUCCCCUGCAGCAUGAUUCUUUUGGCUAUAGGCGAGGAAUACGGAUUCAAGGUGUAUCUUGACACAACCUUCGGCCUCAUCAUCCUCACUAUGAAUGGCGGAAACUUUCCCAACUGCCAGCCCAAGAUCAAAGGCGACAUGUCAAACCCUUACAUCGACUGGGAUGCGGUAGAAGCGCAACACCAGAGAAUGCUAGAAGGAUCUGUGGAUGAGGAGGACGAUGAAGAUGAUAUUGGUCAAAAUGACUGGAGAACAACCAAGUCACAGGCAUUUCGAAUCGACAGUUUCUUCAACAUGUGUCGAGACCAAUGGAGACUCAUGAACUUCAUGCCCAUAUUGGAGGACCCUGGUCGCGUGGCUAUGCUCGAGCAUGCUAAUCCGUCAGAAGACGAGCUUGUGAGACAAAACAUCCUUAAAGCGGUUGGCUGGACCGAACUCGAGGGCAAUGUCGAGGUGAAGUGGGAUAAGGUAUCGGCUCAGAAACGCAUGAUAGAAUAUUUCGGCGAUUGGGGUCCUGUUUGA